AAAUAAACAAAUAAAUAAAUUAUUUUUAUCAGAAAUUAAAAGGGGGAAAAAAGAAAUCUUAUCCAACACUGUGUACUGAAUUGAAGAACAAAAGAACCGCCGAAAAUGGUUGCCGCGCUUCCACCAUCGGCUUCAACUUUCAAACUAACGACGGCGGCACCAUUCCCAUCCCCACGCGCUCUCUUCCACGCUUUACACAAACCCCAAAUUUCCAUUAUCCCACGUGCCACUCCCGACUCCGACGCCGACUCCCCAACCGAAACCGACUCCUCCUCCACCACAUCAGCCGAUUCCGACCCAUUCGAAUCCCGCCUCUCCCAAGUCCGCAUCCGUUACCGAAGUGGAACAGGCAAGAAAGCGGAGCGCCGAAAAUCGAAGAAAUCCGGAUCCUUAUCAACUUCGUCAUCGUCAUCCUCCAUCUACCUCCCUCCGGUGCCUUUAAAGGAGUCAGUUUCAAAUGGAUUGAAAGUGGAUUUCGGGUUCAGCCCGUAUAGCGAGAGAAUAAACGGACGGAUCGCGAUUCUCGGGUUGACGGCUUUGGUUUUGGUGGAAUUGGCUACGGGUAAGAGCGUGAUAAGUUAUCAUACGCCGGCGAUUAUCUUCAUUCAGAUUUAUUUUGUAGCUGCAAUUGGGGCUUUGUUCGUUAAAUACGAGAAAGAAAAAGUAAGUGUUUGGCCACCUUCUCAAUCUUAGUUCAUGUUUGUUCUGUA
Messenger RNA from Hibiscus syriacus, 710 nucleotides. RefSeq lists its product as uncharacterized. NCBI's taxonomy places the organism in Eukaryota, Viridiplantae, Streptophyta, Magnoliopsida, Malvales, Malvaceae. The record is from RefSeq and is a predicted model, not a curated record. The transcript has a single exon. The coding region runs from base 106 to 693 and encodes 195 amino acids.